Molecule: messenger RNA, 1524 nt
Organism: Toxotes jaculatrix (banded archerfish)
Lineage: Eukaryota; Metazoa; Chordata; Actinopteri; Toxotidae
Gene: cplane2
Product: ciliogenesis and planar polarity effector 2
Exons: 5
Coding region: 218-970 (250 amino acids)
Molecular function (GO): GTPase activity; GTP binding
Source: RefSeq, a predicted model, not a curated record
CAGGUGGCUCCAGUUUGAAACAUAAAAUGCUAAUCGCCGACCACAGUUGUUGUGAUUAAAAUGUUUUAUAGUAAAUAAGACUGGUUGUAAUACUUUGAUAGUAACAUUACUUCCAAAACCUGUCUACAGUCGCUUCAAGGAACCGAGUGUUUGUCUUUUUUUCGGAUAAAACUGACCUCUCUGUGAUGCUAGCUCAGUUAGCUUCUUGACCAACAACAUGGCAGAAGUUCUUCCUCCUGGAUCAGUCGUAGUAGCUGACUGGCAUCGAUGUAAGGACAGCAAAGAAUAUUUCAGCAAGAUCCUACACAAGAAAAAACGCAAAAUUUUUGGCUUGUUGGAGUCUCCAGUGAUGCCUCCAAAUGUGGCUGUGGACACAGUUCAUUAUAAGAUCUUCAUCUCUGGCAAGAGUGGAGUUGGGAAAACUGCUCUUGCUGCACGUCUUGCAGGCCUUAAUAUUCCUAAUGUGCACUAUGAAACAACAGGUAUUGAGACGACAGUGGUGUAUUGGCCAGUGAAGUUAAGAGAAAGUGGCAGAGUGCUUUUCUUCCGUCUACAGCUGUGGGACUGUGGAGAGAACGCCUUGCGUAGAUUUGACCAUUUGCUUCCAUCUUGUAAGGAACAGGUGGACGCCGUCCUUUUCCUGUUCUCCUUCACUGACAGGACAUCCUUUGAUGAUCUGUCAAAUCAAAUUGCUAAGUGGACUGGGCCGCCUGUGGGUCGAGUUGUGAAACUUGUGGUUGGCACCAAAUUUGAUCUCUUCAUGCACUGUGAUGUGUCAGAGAGAGACCUGAGGGAAUUCCAGGAGACAUGGAGUUUACCGCUGCUACGUAUGGGCGGGGAGGUCAGUGAUGGGCUGGGUGACGUAGCCCCCCUCCUCAACUGCCUAGCAGAGCAGCUGUGGCAUCAGGACUGUGUUAAAGCUAGAUCAGCCAGCCACCAUUCACAGCAGGAGACAGUGACUCUACUUUAAUAGUGAACAUGAUUUCAAGGAUAGUUGAGGUGAACUGGACUCCAGGUAAGGCUAAUCCAGGGAUGAGAGCCUCAGAUCCUUCAGGAUGAGAUGGAGGAGGCUGUUGUUGAGUUCAACUUUUCUUUUUAAUGCAAUUUAAAAAAAAAAGCUUCCAGCUGUUUAUUCUGAAAUGUAAUAAACUCUCCAGGGUGAUGCAUCAACAUCACAAUUUAUGGCCAGAUAUUGCCUGGGAUUGUGGUUAUAUUAAUGUGAUAAAGUAAUGGGAUGCCAUUACUGUCUGUUCUGAAAGAUCAUAGGAUAAAGUAUCUAUUAGGAUGGUUUUCUUGGAUGACAUGAACAGUAAGUGCCUUGUUUUUCUGGUCAUUAUGACCAAAAAAGAGGUCGUAAUGACCAGGCACAUGAUUGUUUUGUCUGAUCACCUGGAAGAACUAGCACUCAGUCCAAAAAAAAAAAAAAAAAGAAAAAAAAAAAAAAAAAAAAAGGACAGAACCUGUUUUGAUCUUUUAUUUUUCAUUAAUUAAAAAUUUGCACAAUGCUUAAAAGAGGCCAGUAUU